Molecule: messenger RNA, 2924 nt
Organism: Spinacia oleracea (spinach)
Lineage: Eukaryota; Viridiplantae; Streptophyta; Magnoliopsida; Caryophyllales; Amaranthaceae
Product: cell division control protein 48 homolog C
Exons: 10
Coding region: 1-2466 (821 amino acids)
Molecular function (GO): ATP hydrolysis activity; ATP binding
Source: RefSeq, a predicted model, not a curated record
AUGGGUAAAAGAGGAAGCGCCGGAAAUCCUCAAUCAAGGCGUCAAUCGACGCUAUCCCCCGCCAUUAUACAGCGGCGCAUCGACUCCUGCAAAAUCAACCACCUCUCCUCCGAAGACAUCGCCGAGCACCUCUAUUCUUCUUACCCCGACUAUAAACACUACAAACUCAUCCCUUUUCGCUCUAAAAUCCGUCAAAUCCUCCAACAGUCUCGCCGCCUUCCGAUUUCUCCCCGAAACGCCGAAGACCAACCCGAAAACGACGAUAAUGAUGAUGACGAGGGGGAUAGUGGGUCCCCGGUGAUCCGGAGUCCUUCAAGGAAGAAGCAAAGGCAAAUUAUUGACGAGAGAGAAAGGAAGUUGCUAAGAACAGAGAAUAGUCACCUUCAAUUGAUUAGGAGGAGGGAGAAUUCGUCGGUUUCUUCGGGUUCAGAGACAUCAGUUUCGACUUCGGUGGAUGCGGUUUACGGGGAGGAUGUGGAGCCGGAGUUUGAUUUAAUGAAAUCGAUGCUUAGGGCAGGAUAUGGUGAUACGAAAUCGACACCGAAGUCGAAACCUAAACCUAAGGCAGGUGGUGAUGUGGAAAGUAAUAUGGAGGUGGAGGAUGUAAGGAGAGAGAAGAAGAUAGCUGCCGCUGCAUCGGUGAGAGGGGAGAAAAGCAUGAGCGAGGUGGUGGAGGAAAGAGAAUCCAAGGGUUUGUGUGGCGAGGUGAAGGGUAAAGAUGGUCCUAGGUUUAAGGAUUUUGGGGGGAUUAAGAAAGUGUUGAAUGAAUUGAUGAUUGAAGUUAUGGUGCCUCUUUAUCACCCACAAUUGCCCCAAUGGCUAGGGGUUAAACCAAUGUCUGGGAUUUUGCUUCAUGGUCCUCCUGGUUGUGGGAAGACUCAGUUGGCUCGCGCCAUUGCGAAUGAGACCGGUGUUCCUUUCUAUCAGAUUUCUGCUACCGAAGUCAUCUCUGGUGUUUCUGGUGCAUCCGAGGAAAAUAUCCGUGAUCUUUUUGCGAAAGCGUACAGAACUGCUCCAUCUAUUGUAUUUAUUGAUGAAAUUGAUGCAAUCGCUUCCAAAAGAGAAAAUCUACAGAGAGAGAUGGAGAGGCGAAUAGUUACGCAAUUGUUGACCUGCAUGGAUGAUUCCCAUAGGCUUGUGACGCCAAGCGAUAAGCAUUCAGAUUCUGAAGUUGAUGAUAAGACAUCGGGGUAUGUUCUUGUUAUUGGAGCUACUAAUAGGCCGGAUGCUGUUGAUUCUGCGUUGAGAAGGCCAGGACGAUUUGACAGAGAGAUUGCAUUGGGAGUUCCUGAUGAAGAUGCAAGGCUUGAGAUACUUUCAAUAUUUACACGAAAUUUAAGGCUUGCUGGUGAUUUUGAUUUAAAAAAAAUAGCCAAGGCCACUCCAGGGUUUGUUGGUGCUGACUUGAUUGCCUUGGCUAAUAAGGCUGGUAACCUUUCUAUGCAGAGGAUCAUUGAUCAAAGGCAAUUGCAGCUGUCUAGGCAAGAGGGGGAACUUAUUGAGGAGUGGUGGAAGGAACCUUGGUCACCUGAAGAGAUGAAGAAACUAAGCAUUACUAUGACGGACUUUGAGGAGGCAGCUAAAAUGGUGCAACCAUCUUCAAGAAGAGAAGGGUUCUCUGCCAUUCCUAAUGUGAAGUGGGAGGAUGUUGGAGGGCUCACCUUAUUGAGAAAGGAGUUUGAACUUUAUAUUGUUAAUCGUAUUAAAUAUCCUACACAAUAUGAGGAAUCUGGAGUGGACUUGGAGUCCGGAUUUUUGCUUUAUGGCCCCCCUGGUUGUGGCAAGACUCUGAUUGCCAAGGCAGUAGCUAAUGAGGCUGGAGCCAAUUUUAUACACAUAAAGGGCCCUGAACUUCUAAACAAAUAUGUCGGUGAAAGUGAAUUGCACGUACGGACACUCUUCAAUCGUGCGAGAACAUGUGCUCCAUGCAUAAUUUUCUUUGACGAGGUGGAUGCUCUUACAACGGAGCGUGGAAAAGAAGGGGGUUGGGUUGUUGAACGGCUUUUAAAUCAGCUUUUGAUUGAGCUAAAUGGCGGGGACCACAGGCGUGGUGUUUUUGUUAUUGGUGCUACAAAUCGGCCCGAGGUGAUCGACAGUGCAUUGUUAAGGCCUGGAAGAUUUGGAAAAUUAUUAUAUGUCCCUCUACCAGAUCUUGAUGAGCGUGGCCUGAUUUUGAAAGCUUUGGGUAGGAGCAAACCGCUAGAUAGCACUGUGGAUUUGCUUGAGCUUGGGAAGAAAGAAGCUUGUGAAAAUCUGAGUGGAGCCGAUCUUAGUGCACUGAUGAACGAAGCUGCAAUGGCUGCGCUUGAAGAGAAGCUGAGAUAUCCCCCAAGCUCCCUAGACGCCCCUCGAUUUACUAUCAAGUCGAAACAUUUUGAGCAAGCCAUGAAGAAAGUUACUCCGUCCGUUUCCGAAAAGCAAAAGCAAUAUUACGAGAAAUUGUCACGGACCUUUCGAGCGGUCUGAAAUGAUUUUCAAAGGCAACAGUUCUGGAUUUGCUAGAAUUGUCUAAAGGCUAUAUCAUACGCUGAACAGAUUUCCUAAACAUGGAUGUGAGUCAUAUGACCAGAUGCAGACUUACGUGAGGGUUAUGAUUGAUUAUGACAUGCACAUCUAGAGGAACUUUACUUUGGUGGAGUACUUCGUAUCUACUGUGGAGAAGACUACUUCCUGUGGAAGAAGCUGAACAGGGACUGCAUUACCAUUCAGAUAUUACCUUUCAUAUUAUUAUCCAAUUUUGUAGUGUAUGGCGUAGGUUGUAGGAUUUCUCUUGUCUACUCUGUAGAUAAGCUUUGUGACUAAAUGUAGUUCGUUCCAGAAAAAAGUGUGCUUAUGUAUCAUUCUUUUGGAUAUAUUGGACAAAGCAACAAUUGAGCAGUCAGUUCAAGUGCUCAUUAAUUAAUCAAAAUCGUUUCCUUUUUGCA